AUCUCCUGUCAAUCGUUUGGGACACCCGCCUCUACCAUCAGCCAGUGCCGGCGAUGCGUCUCCUGUGCCCGGCCGCACGUCGCGCAGCCGAGCCCCGCCUCCGGUUCUCCCUGGGGCUGCCGUUUCAGCCCCCGUACUUCGGUGCCGCGCGGCAUCCCGUCGCUGACGCCGGCUCCCUUCCUCCCUGGCGCCGCCGUACGGAGCUCUGCCGUUCUCCGUCGCGCUCCGUUCCAUGCCGGCUCCAGCGCGCUCCACGCGACCUACUGUGCGGGAUUUCGGCUGUGAGUUGGUGACGCUUUUAAUGUCGCACUUUCCCUCCACUCCCCAUCCCGCGGAAUAGUUGGAGGACGAUGGCCACUCCUCCCGUACGGCCGUCCAAGUGACCGCACUCUGCCGAUGGCCGUGGCUGACGUUUACACAGCCUCGUCGGGUCGGCCACAGUGCGCACCACCUCUCUUCCUUUAUCUACUCCCUCUGUACCUCGCUACAUCUCUUUUCGCCAUUGCCGUGUUCUGAAACUAUCGUGCUUGCCUGCGCCGCUUCCUCUCCAUCUUCAACACCUCAAAGCACAACAACUGUGUGGUGCCAUGGCCAUGUGGUCGGUGACAUGAGCCCUCAGGAGCCUUCUCACCUGGUCUGACCUGAUCAGGCAGGAAAGUAUCUAGAAAACAGCUCAGGGGCUGCUCGGAAACACGUGUUCACCCGAAUCACGAACCAGAUCUAUAUUGUAUAUAAAGAAGGCCUUUUGUUCCGAGCUUGUGGUUUAGGCUUCUCUUUUGCUACUGGUCCAAGUUAGCUAGGUGGGCGCUGCUCUUCAUAAGAUGGGAGACGUAUCGAUUGGUAGCCUAAUGGUUGGAAACUAUAGUGGGUGCUUGUGCAUCCGUGCCUCAAGGAUAUGGGACUUCUAUGAUCCUCGUGAUGAAACAAAGCUGCUGCAUACUGAUCUGGUGCUCAUUGAUAAAGAGGGAAAUAGCAUCCAUGCACAGAUCUACCCGCCAAUAACUGAAAUGUUCAAGCCUUUGAUAAAAGAAGGAAGUGUUUACAAUAUCUCAUUUAUUCAGGUUAAAAAGUCAAACAGGAUGUACAAGCCAGUUAAAAAUGAUAUCAUGAUCAACUUUACAAGGUGGACCACAAUGGAGGAGGUUGUUGAGGUCCCAACCGCUUUUCCUGUAAUUACCUACUCCCUCACUCCCAUAGACAAGCUCCCAUCACAUGUGGAGGAUAGGGAGUACUUCACAGAUGUCAUCGGCACAGUCACUGGGAUCUCAGGUGUUUCACCGGUACGACCAAGAUCACAACAGGCUGACACCUUGAAGAGAACCGUCACAAUACGCAAUGCAAGGUCAGCUGUACAUGUCUUUAUUUGGGGUGAGCGGGCCACUUCAUUCCCAGCUGAACAAUUGCACAAAGAUGGACAGAACUCACCACAGAUUGUAAUCUUUGUUGGGACUCUUGUUAGGAGCUAUGCUGAUAAAGUAUCCUUGUCUGGUGGGUCAUCGUGCAAAUGGUACAUCAACCCUGAAGUUCCUGAAGCAGAGAACCUUUUGGCCAGUGUGAGAAUCAUGCAUCAGCCAGUUACACUAGCUCAGCAACUAGCUUACAAUGAGCCCAAUACUUUUGUUGCUGAACACAGAAAAAUCUCUGAUAUCAAGUACCUCCACCCGUUCACGAACAAGAAAACGGAAUGGCUGGUCACAGUUAAGGUAAUGAAGAUUGAUAAGUCAUGGUGGUAUAACUCAUGCAAAAAGUGUCUCAAAACAGCCAAGCCUCAUGGCAACACCUACAAGUGCACUAAUCACACAUGCAACACCAUUGGCGUGAUUAACCCAAGGUACAAACUCGCCAUCACUGCUGGAGACGAGACAGGCGACACUGAAUUUAUCUUGUUUGGACGCAUUGCACAACGCCUCAUAAAAAGGACAGUUGAUGCUCUCAUCGCUGACAAUCCACCUGGAUUUAUCCCAGAUGAAAUCACGAGACUGCUAGAGAAGGUUUUCACAUUCAAUGUCAGCUUCACAGAGAACACGAUUAGUUCUGGGAAUGUCUCUUUCCAAGUCAAUGCCAUUGUAGCAGAGAUUGAUGAUGGGAAUCCCCUUCCACUGAUGCCGAUAGGGUCACAAUCAUCAUCACUUGUGCUCUCUCAAAGUGCAGGCAGUAGUGUGCAAGCCACUCCAGAAAAAGAUAUCACCUUCACUUUGACUUCACCAGCCACUAGAACCAAACGAGCAAGAUCACCUGCAGCAUUGCAGGACACUGAGAGC
This is a messenger RNA of Panicum hallii, 2261 nucleotides long. Its product is annotated as replication protein A 70 kDa DNA-binding subunit D-like. The annotation marks the transcript as partial. Gene Ontology annotation, molecular function: DNA binding. The transcript has 13 exons. Gene Ontology annotation, biological process: DNA recombination; DNA repair; DNA replication. Gene Ontology annotation, cellular component: nucleus. NCBI's taxonomy places the organism in Eukaryota, Viridiplantae, Streptophyta, Magnoliopsida, Poales, Poaceae. The record is from RefSeq and is a predicted model, not a curated record.